UUUUUUUUUUCACUGUAUGCAUGUAACAGUGAAGAUUUUUUUUUUCAGCCGCAACAGUCAAAACAUGCGUGGUUGUGUCAACAUACACACACCUAUAGAGGGAAAAAAUGAAAUCCUCAUUUCAGGGUUUUUAAGGAUCUAUGUUAAAUCACAUUUUGACAUGAUGCAACAUUUUUGUUUCAUUCCCUGGGUAUGCUCUGUGGAAAGCAGUACCAUACUUAAGUGGCUAGGGAACCACUGGUACUGUGAAAUAUUCUGUUUUGAAAGAAAAUAUGAGCAUGACAUCUCUCAUCCUGUAUUUCUUUAUGAUGUCCAUCAUUCUAUUAAGCUAGGCAUAGCUUACAAGGCUAUCUGGUGUCUCUAAUGACAAAGCAAGACUCAACUAAGUGCUCAAACACAAUUUCUGAAAUAAGAAAUUAGAAUGUAAUUUUUACUUUUUUUUUUUUUUUUUUUCCCCUGCUAACAUGAACAUCUAAAUUGCACUAAGGACAGAGGUGGGGGAAAGAACGUUUACAGGUUUUUAAAUUCAGGAAUCAUAAAAUGAAGUAUUUUCGUGUGUAGUUACAGCUAACUUUAACAACAGACCUGAACAAAUCACAGAACCAUAGAAUGGUUUUGGUUGGAAAAAACCCUUCGUACCUGGGGGGUACGAACCCCCCCCCCCCAUACCUUCCUCCAGAUCAGGUUGCUCAAGGCCCCAUCCAGCCUAACCCUGAACACUUUCAGGAGUUGGGCAUGUUUGUACCCAGUGGACAAAUACAAUUAUAUUUUCCAUCUUUAUCUGGGUAUUUGCAUAUUUUAUUAGCGGCUCAGGCAAAAGAUCUGAAUAAUGUGCACCUUGAUAUAUGUCAGUUUAUUAUUUUUUCUUCAGAAAACAGUUCUUAGUCAGUUUUGUAGUUAAUGCUUGCUCCAGUUUUGCAGUUCUUCAUGACUUUCAGUGAAACCUUAGCGGAAUAGGCCAUAAUUCAGGAAGUGUUCUGAGGACAGUGACAAUUGACACCUUACAUUUUAUGCUAAUGCUAGCUUGUCUAUUUAAAAACAGUAUCACAUUAUAUAGGUAAUUGAAUUAGUAAAUGACUUGCCUCCAGCUUGCAUGUCUCCAGCACAGAUAAGGUUAAGUAUUUUCCUUUACGUAAAAAAGCAGGUUAUUGUUAUUGCUUGUCAGGAGGAAGUGGUGAUAAUUUCAAUUGAACUCUGUACCUUUGACUAAUGCCGUCUAUUGACGCUGAUUGUAAAUGUGCUUGAGACAGCCACAAAAGAAUGUAACAGAAUCACACAUCCUCUUCGACCUGAUCUUCUGACCAUUUUCAAAUCUGAAAUCCUUGGAAAGCAUUCUGUACUUCUUCACCAUAUAUAUAUCUAUAUAUACCUUUUCAGAAGUGUACUGGCAAAAUGAAUAUUACAGAGUCUAGUAUCACAGAUUAUCUGUAUGAUUCAGACUAUGCUUCUCUAAUUGCACAACCCUGCUCUAAGUGGGAAGUGAGGAUCUUCACAAAAGCAUUUCUGCCAGUUGCAUACUCGUUGAUUUGUAUCAUCGGCCUACUUGGUAACAUCUUUGUAGUGAUGACCUUUGCUUUAUAUGAAAGAACCAAGUCCAUGACGGACGUUUACCUCUUCAACAUGGCCAUCGCGGACAUCCUGUUUGUUCUCACCCUCCCACUGUGGGCAGUGAACUAUGCUGCUGACAAAUGGAUUUUCGGUAAUUUCAUUUGCAAAAUGGCCAGAGGUAUCUAUGCAAUCAACUUCAGCUGUGGCAUGCUGCUUUUGGCCUUUAUCAGUGUGGACCGGUACAUUGCAAUCGUACAGGCAACAAAGUCAUUUAAGCUAAGGGCAAGAACACUUGCAUACAGUAAACUGAUUUGUUUGGCUGUGUGGGUAUCAUCAAUUUUAAUUUCCAGUUCCUCUUUUCUAUACAGUGAAAGUUACAGCUUCUCCAUCAAUGAAACCAAAGAGAUUUGUGACCACAGAUUUGACAAAAUGGCUGAAAGCACUAUGCUGAAAUCACUGCUGUUGUGUCUACAAGUUGGAUUUGGAUUUUUUUUACCUUUCAUAUUUAUGUUUUUUUGCUAUACAUUCAUAAUCAAAUCCUUACAACAAGCUCAGAAUUCCAAGAGAAACAAAGCAAUUCGUGUGAUUGUAUUAAUUGUAGCUGUUUUCCUAGUUUGCCAGGUACCCUAUAACAUUGUUCUUCUUGUGGCAGCUGUAAAUAUGGGUAAGAUGGACAAAUCUUGUGACUCUGAAAAGGCAAUGGCCUAUGCAAAAUACACCACUGAAGCCAUAGCAUUUUUACACUGUUGCCUGAACCCUGUGCUCUAUGCAUUUAUCGGAGUGAAGUUUAGAAGUUACUUUGUGAAGAUAAUGAAGGACCUAUGGUGCAUGAGACACAAGAAAUACAAUAAACGUGGUUCAAACAAUUCCGAUAUUUAUCAUUCAAGACAGACUAGUGAAAUUCUGACUGACAAUGCAUCUUCUUUUACUAUAUAAUACAAUUCGAAAAACAUUAUUACUGAAGGACUCUGCUCACCAAGCAACCCAAACCAGCCUCACUGUGCCUGUGGUAGCCAGUCUUUUGGGCUUCUCUGCACCUCAAACGGAGCUCUCAUGACCAACAACUCCUUUCAAGAAAACGAUUAAGAUAAAAUAACGACACUGUCCUGUGGAAAACUGAAGUCUUAUUCACCUCUCUUAACAUUCAUGCUCUUCUAAAGUGCAUUCUUGUAGAAUUAUUAAAAGUGAAUUUUACAGAGGAAUGCUUCUUGUUUUUAAUAAUAAUAAUAAUUAAAAAAAAAAGUGUCUUCUCUGUUCUGCAUCACUGAAAUAUCUCAAAAGUACUAAGUAAAUGAAUCAGUUUAUGUCCUGGCUCAUUCUACUGACAUUUAUGUUGUUGCUAUUAACUAUUUUUACCUGGAAAUCUUAUUUAAGUGUAGGUCUCCAUGGUGCUUUUGCUGCAGACAGGUCACUUUAUAAUACCAACCUAAAAUAUGGCAUUUUGAGCAAUGUAUGGCAAGCAGAGCUAACAUAGAAAUGAAGAAACAGGCUCAAGGAUUCUGGAAUAGGUGGGCUUAGGUGUCAGGUCUCAUAAAUCUUUGCCCAGUUCUAUGCUCCACCUGCUCAUCGGGAAUUGCAGAAGGUUACGCCAAAGCUGAGACUGGUUAAAGCCAACAAAGACGUGCCUACUAAAGACAAUGUUACAAUAAAUAAAUUACACAAAAUAAGAGAGCUUUGCAACAUGCACAGAAAGGUUUUCUGAAAUCUCAUUAGACUAUUUUCUGAACAGAGAAAGCAGCUUUAUCUGAGAGAUUCUUCCCUUCAUUUGGCAGUAGAUUCCAGUUUUGCCUUCAGUUGAAGCUGAUCAGCUUGUGAACAUUUUUCUGUGUUGUUGUUUCUUUAUGUUGUUAUUUUUCUCUUUCUAGCUGAAAUUCAUACUCCACUUUCCAGAAGCUAGAAAACUGAACAGAAAUGUAAUUAUUCAAAUUCCAACUCUUUUUUUUUUUUUUUUUUUUUUGAACUAGAUUCAUCAAAAAACAUGCAUUUCUUUGUAUUUUGCUAUUGUUGGCAAAGCUUCCUUAGGAAGGGAUUUACUAGCAUGAAGUAUGUACGUAUGAAAUUUGUUAGCUCCAAAAUUAUUAAGGUCUAUGCCUAAAAAAAAACCACAAUCUGACUUAAUUCAGCCAAAAUUUUUACUGAGUUAGUCAGCAUUUAUCUCGCUCUGGAUAUAGGGAUAUUUCUAAUAAAUUCAAUUAGUUUUACCCAGCAAACCCUCAGUGGAACUUGUGUUCAUUGAGGGAGCUUCACCACCUUUUAACUGUGCAGGGUGUGGAGAGGUAGAGAGGAACAGGAGCUGAUGCAUUUCAUAGAGCUGGAGGGCAGAGGGGCAGGGCAAGACGUAGGAGACAAGAACACACCUGCUACCUGCUUGCAGUCUGCUGAAGUUCCUACCACAAAUUAAUGCAAUGUGCAGCUCACAGUUUGCCUUGGAUGUCCUCUUUUAUACUCAUGGCUGAGGAGACAGAGAAAGAAGUAACCACAUCUUUCAGUGGCAAUCCAAAGGGCCAAGAGGGGCAGUGCUGGAGCUGAAGAAGACUUGAGGAAGGGUGUUGAUAUGGUACGAUGUGAAAUUGGUACUGCUUGUGCUGAUGUAAUCCAUCCUUGUUUACAGUGCACUGUGAGGUUCUUAAAUAUCAGUGCCAGAUGUGAUAAAGAUUGUAUGCAUUUAUCAUCACUGAAUAGUAACUUAGGCAAGAAUAUGAUGCAAAAUAAUGUAAAUGCAUAUGUGUGCAUUUGCUGUAUGAUCUUCUGCAUGAGAAUUCAACAAAUAAAAAUGUUACUGAA
Molecule: messenger RNA, 4332 nt
Organism: Cygnus olor (mute swan)
Lineage: Eukaryota; Metazoa; Chordata; Aves; Anseriformes; Anatidae
Gene: CCR6
Product: C-C motif chemokine receptor 6
Biological process (GO): G protein-coupled receptor signaling pathway; immune response; thymocyte migration
Cellular component (GO): membrane
Molecular function (GO): chemokine receptor activity
Source: RefSeq, a predicted model, not a curated record